AUGCCGGUACAGCAGCUGGAGCAAGCGGAAAGUGAUAAAGGAGAGAGGGACGUAGAGAAAGAAGGAGGAAGGCUUAAGAGAGGUGUGAAAUUAAAGAAGGAAAAGGAAAGUGAUAAAGGAGAGAGGGACGUAGAGAAAGAAGGAGGAAGGCUUAAGAGAGGUGUGAAAUUAAAGAAGGAAAAGGAAAGUGAUAAAGGAGAGAGGGACGUAGAGAAAGAAGGAGGAAGGCUUAAGAGAGGUGUGAAAUUAAAGAAGGAAAAGGAAAGUGAUAAAGGAGAGAGUGACGUUGAGAAAGGAGAAAGUGAAGGAGGACUCAUAAUGCCACCAAAAAGAAAGGAGGUUACAGUCGGUGCUUGUAAUGAAAAUAUAAAAAGACGAAAAGCCAUAACAUUAGAAACAAAAUUGAACAUCAUAACAGACCAUGAUGCUGGAAAUACCACUAAAGAAGUAGCUACCAAAUAUUCACUAAGUAAAUCAACUGUGAGUACAAUUUUGAAAGACAGAGAAAAAUAUUUAAAGGAGGUAAAAAAUGCGCAAUCCCUGCAUUCUACUUGGAUACGAACCAAGGAAAAUAAAAGCCUUAUUCCUCACAUGGAAAAACUUUUAACAGCAUGGAUAAGUGAUCAAACUGGACGGCUCCAUAUGCCUGUUACCUAUGCUACCAUUUGUGCUAAAGCUUUAUCACUUUUUGAGAUGCUGAAACAAAGAAAAGGAGGCAACGUUGAAGAAACAUUUUCUGCAAGCAGUGGGUGGUUUGAUCGGUACAAAAAAAGAGCUGGUUGGCAUAACAUAAAAAUCCUUGGAAAAUCAGCAAGUGCUGAUACAGAAGCGGCUAAAUUAUUUCCUGCUAAGUUGGCAGAAAUAUUGGAAGAGGGAAAUUACUCGCCAUCACAGGUUUUCAAUGCAGAUGAAACCGGUCUCUUUUGGAAGCGCAUGCCAUCAAGAAGCUACAUUGCAAAAGAAGAAUCAUCAAUGCCCGGUUUUAAACCAGCGAAAGAUCGACUAACUUUAUUGCUUGGUGGGAAUGCAGCUGGAGACUGUAAGUUAAAACCCAUGAUGGUGCAUCGUGCAGAAAACCCUAGGGCACUUAAAGGAAUUGUGAAAAGCACACUGCCAGUCAUAUGGAAAGCCAAUAAAAAAGGGUGGGUUACUGCUUCGUUGUUUGAAGACUGGUUCUCACAUUAUUUUGUACCUGAAGUGAAAAAAUAUUGUGAAGAUAAAUCAAUACCUUUUCAAGUUAUUCUGCUUGUAGAUAAUGCACCCGGUCAUCCACCCUCUCUUCAACAUCACCACCCUAACGUCAAAAUCAUAUUCUUGCCACCAAAUACAACUUCCAUUUUGCAACCAAUGGACCAAGGAGUUAUCACCACAUUUAAAGCACUGUACCUUCGGCAAACAUUUGAAAUGUUGAUUAAAGCAACAGAUAAUGAGACAGGUCCAAGUCUUAAAGAUUUUUGGAGAAAAUCAUUUAAUAUUUUAGAUGCAAUAAAAAUUACAGCAUAUGCCUGGAACAAAAUUUCAGAGACAACCAUGAAAGGUGUUUGGAAAAAGCUCUGCCCUCAGUUGUUUGGUACUAAUGUUGAAUGGUUUGAAGAACCAGCAGAAAUUGUACAGCAGAACACAGAAGCAAUUGUUACUCUUGCCAACAGAUUGGACCUGGACAUCUCUGUAACUGACAUAAAUGACCUUCUUGAAGCGCACAAGGAAGAACUUACAAAUGAAGACCUCUUAGAUAUGGAAGAACAAGAGGAAGUUGAAGAGGUAGAAGAUGUUACAGCACCUGAAACUCCUGUUCAUUCUUUCACUUUGAAAGGCCUCGAGGAAGCAUUUCAACACAUGGAAAAGGCAAUUCAAGAUUCUAACUUUGAGAGAAAUACCAAAGUUGCUAGAGAUCUAAGAAAUGCCUAUGCCUGCUAUAAAGAAAUUUACAACGAAAAGAAAAGAAUGUGUUGGAAGCAAACCAAUAUCACAGCUUGUCUACAGAAAGCUGCUGUGACUAGCUCUGUCUCAAACGAACCAGAAACAAGUGAGGUGCAGCCUUCAACAAGUACCAAACAACUGAGGGAGGACUGUGGGGUGCCCCAUUCAUCAAGUGCAACAUGUCUCUUCAUUGAGGACGAUGAUGAUUGA
This is a messenger RNA of Pelobates fuscus (common spadefoot toad), 2130 nucleotides long. RefSeq names its product tigger transposable element-derived protein 1-like. The coding region runs from base 1 to 2130 and encodes 709 amino acids. Gene Ontology annotation, molecular function: DNA binding. Gene Ontology annotation, cellular component: nucleus. NCBI's taxonomy places the organism in Eukaryota, Metazoa, Chordata, Amphibia, Anura, Pelobatidae. The transcript is spliced from 2 exons. The record is from RefSeq and is a predicted model, not a curated record.